Molecule: messenger RNA, 1410 nt
Organism: Pseudo-nitzschia multistriata
Lineage: Eukaryota; Bacillariophyta; Bacillariophyceae; Bacillariales; Bacillariaceae
Source: the annotation of a GenBank genome assembly
GAGCAACAGGAACAAUUUCUCUAUCUCAUAUUCUUGGCAUUGCGUAUGUACAAACCAUCCUUUUGGAAGCCGAUAUCAACCAACACGGGAAGUACGGGAUUAUCUGCGAAGCAAUAAUAAUGGCAUACGCAUCCUUCGCAAAGUGGUACGUCGCAAGGCUCAAGGCGCAGCCACUCCUUGUGAACGUUAGCUCGGGGUUUCUCUUGUUGUCCACCGGUGAUGUCCUUGCGCAGCGAGUCGAGGUCCGGGCAAAGGAAUCAAAACAGAAACAAAUAGAGGAAGGAACCGCGGUCGCCAGCGAAUCAUCACUGACGUCUACGUCCAUCCUGGGGGUGUCCAUGUUUUUGCAGGCAACCGAUGCCGCCUACCGAGCCGUCCAGGACGAAAUCGCCUCCUUUGGAUGGGACAAGUCCCGGACCGCCAAGAUGGCGGCGUGGUCGAUAUUAUUCACACCAUUUUACGUCGGUAUUUUCAAGAUGUACGACCGAUACCUGCCCAAGAAAAACUUGCCGAGCAUCGCGGCUCGCGUGGGGUGUUCCUUUUUGUCUAGCAUCCCCAUCAACUUUGCCUUCUACAGCUACGGAACCGCUGUCGAGCACACGGUGGAAUGGUACGAGAAGCGGCAGCAGCAACAAGCGCUGCAGUUUGCAAGGCUACACCAAGAACCUCCCAGUGACGAAUAUUCCGUCCAAACUAUGGAGGUAGAUGUGCCCUUCAGGUUCGAUCGAUUGGUGGAAAAGACCCAGCUAAAACUUGAGGCGGAAUUCGUCACCACCAUUGUGACGUCGGCAAAAUUCUGGAUCCCACUAAACUUUUUGUCAUUUUCGGUCAUACCCGCCCACAUACAGCCCUUAAACCUUAUGUUCUUUUCCGUCUUUUGGAACUGCUACCUGAGUAUGUCGCAGCACCGUGAAGUGGUAAUCGAAGGCGAAAAGCGAACAGAGAAACACGAAAUAGAUGUUGCAUGAGCAUAAUCCUGCUGCACACCGGAAUGCAGGUCACCAUGAAUCCAAAAGAAAGCGCACGAAGGAAAUGCCUUUCUGGCAGAGCCGUGCGCAUAUGUUUAGAUACAGGUUUCGUCACGGGAUCCCACAACACCAUGUCGGAGAAAUUAUUGAAGAAGGUUCGCACCAAGAAAUACUGGUUUCUGGAAACGAAUUCAAGACAUUCUGCAGCAUCCACGAUGAAAAUACUUCGCUUCCAGAAAUGAGCGAUAAUUCAUUUCAUCGCUCCCAUGAACGAAUGGGCCAUGAAUUGUUGGCCAGUCCUCCACUCAGGAGCCGCAUUAUUCUUUUUGAUCAUUUUUGAGCAUUUAGAUGCCAAUCUAUCACGAAAGCAAUCCCUUUCCAACAAAAUUAGAGUUGGAUGGUUACAAAUGUUGAAGACUCGUAAUAGAUCAAUAAACUAUAC